AGCGCAGGGCUUGGGAGGCUCUCUGUGAAGCUCCCAGGAUGCUCCCCAGCUCCAAGAAGUCCCCUGAGCAUGCUCAUCUUUGGGAAGCUCCAGAAGAGUGGUGACCUGUCUCCUAGGAGCAGAAGCACUGCCUCCCCCGUCUUUAGGACCUGGGUGUAGGGUCCUUUAGAGCCUCACUUGGGCAUAGGACUCCCAUUGUUCCAGCCCCCCUCUUGUACCCCAGACUAGCCAAACCGGUUCUGGGGAAGGGGGGCGGGGAGCAGGCACGUUGAGACAGCCGCCUGCCUCUCUCUGCAAGGUUCCCUCCUCCUUCACCUCCCCCUCCCUGCCCCACACAAUACCCAGGAGCUUGCCUUGCUCGGCUCUGGGGCCAUGCUGACAUGCUGACAUCGCCCCCUGAGGACUUGGCUGCAACCCCAGAGCCCCCAGGGUGUCCCGGAGCCCUGGACCGUGCUGGCAGCUGGACGGAGCUCCCUGGCUGAGGUAGGGCCCCACCUGGGUGCCAGCAGUCCCAUUAUCUUCCCGCCAGUUUUCCCCGCUGAGUGAGCCCUUUGUGCUGCCCGCCUGGUCUCUGAUCCUGGCUCUGACCCACUAUGGCCUUCUGGGGCUCUGUGAACCACUUGGCCUGGAUCCACUUUCCAGCCAUGACUUCCCACCUGGCUUUAUUCCUUAAAGGGCAGAGAGGCUCUGGCAGGGUACCAGCUCUCCUGGGCAACAAGGCAAGGGGCACCCGGGAGGGGGCAGGGAAAAGCUAGGUACAGGAGGCCAGAAACGCUUUUUCUGAUCAUGGUAGUGUCCAGGGACUCUCUGGCAGCCUUGCUAAAUGGGCCCAUCGUCUUCUGUAAUUAGCAGCACCCACCAAGGGUACUUUCCUCGGCCCCUGCCCAUCCUUCUUGGCCCAGAGACAUUUAUGAUGAGACAUGUUAGAGAGGGCAUUGGGCGGUGGGGCGGUCCCUUAGGAGCCACUUUACAGAUGGGAAUACUGAGGCCAAGGGAUGGGCUGUGAAUUGCCUAAGGCCACACAGCUGGUCAGUGUCAACACUGGGCCUCAAAGCUUGGGCGGAGGUUAUUCUUUUUGGGCUCCAGAGUGGCCCUUGCCUAGUAGACACUAGAGUCUCUAUCCUGUGAUCGUGCCUUGGGAAGGUAAUGUCCCUGCUGUCUGGGGCCAGUUCUCUUUCUGAGGUUUUUGUUUGUUUUUUCUAACAGAGAUGAGCUACACACAAUAUGAACACAGCUUGUCCCUCUUAGCUCCCCAGCAUUGAGGUUGGGUGGGCCAAACCCCUGGAGGGCCACAGGGCUGGCAUCCCAGCUAGAUGGGUCAUUCUUAUUACCCCUUGGCUUGAGCAUAGGUGGAGGCUGACACACUCCUGACUUCCCCGCUAGGUACCUGCCUCCAGCUUCAUCUCCCCAGGAAGCCUUCUAUGUCCCCUCUCCCCACAUUCACCUAGCCUUCUCCUCUGCAGCCUUAACUGGGGGUGCUCCUGCUGCAAAGCCUCAAUGUUUUGCCUACUUAUCCCUGCGAGCCAUGGGAGAGAGGGUCCCUCCCUGCCCUCCAGGAGCUUCCAGAACCCAAGUGCUAGAAUCUCCCAGCAUACAAAGGGGCAGGGGGCAUGUGUACAUGCCUGCACAUGUGUGCCCCCAGAAGCAAGCGGGACUUCUGUGUCGAGGACUUCUGAUUCCUGCAGAGAAAGAGACCUGUCUGUGGGCAGGGGCCUCCUUCUGCACACUCCUGCAAUAUAAUGUGUGUCUCAGCCUCACUCCUUCAUCUUCCCCAUCUGUGUGAAGGCCUGAGCUGCCUUCUGUCUAGAGAAAGACUGAUGAUAAUAAAAAUACUAUCCUAUUUGCUGGAUGAGGAGACUGAGGCUUAGGGAGACUUGCUCAGAUGGGUACUUUUCAGGCUAGAGGGACAGAGGCUGAUGGUACAAGCUAGAGUGGCCACCGUAGAGAGGACCCCUUUGGAGCAGCCAGUCCCCUUCUUCCCACCCUCCCAGACAGCAGGGUGAAGGGAGCAGGGGGAAGCAGUUGAGAAGCUGUGCAGAGAGACUGGGACCUGCCAUAGACCCAGCCAUCUCUCGCUGGGUCCUCUUCUCCCUCCCUGUCUCCAAUAGUGACUGACACUGUCACUGUUCAGGCCAAGGCUUUCCCUCUAAGUGCACUAUGUAUUUCAGCCAUGGAGCAGUUACCUAUUACCUCCUCCAGGAAGUCUUCCUGGAAUACCCAGGUUGAGUUGAGCCGACCACCCUCCUCUGAUGGUUCCUCUGGCUUGGCUCUUGCCAACCAGGAUUGUAACUGUUUUCGUUUUUGGCUCUGCCACUAGACUGGCAGCCCACGGGCAUGAAAUGUUUGUCCAUCUGUCUCCCUGGGUUUUCUGGGUUUCAUCUGUGUCUCUGAGGAUCUGGUUGGCCUGAAAUUGUCAGUGUCUCUGUCUCCAUCUCUGUUUCCCUGAAUGUCUCAGCAUCUGUGGUUUUUCUGUUUUUGAAUGUCUUGGGGUCUUGGUUUCUCAGUUACUGGCUAAAUGGUCUCUGUUUCUCUGGGUCUCUCUCAGUCUUCAUUUCCUGGCUCUCCUGGUCCUGCCAGGCUGGGCACUGCCCCUUUGGCCUGAGGGGGCCUCUGGGGGGUCCUGGCUGCCCGGCCUGCCCACAGCGAGGCCAGGCUAGGGUAGGCCCCCGCCCAGCCCGCUGCCUGCUCCCUCCCUCCCUCCCUGCUUGCCUCACCACAGGGUUUGAUGAAUCAAACUCUUUGUCUGGGUGGGAUCUCCCCCAGCCAGCUGGGCAGAGAGAGGGCUUCCCCUGCCGGAACAGCCAAACAGCAUCAGCAGCGGGCCUGGGCCCAGAGAGGGCCAGGUGGGUGGCAGAGCAAAAGAGGAAUGGACUGUGGGCCACCUGCUACCCUCCAGCCCCACCUGACUGGGCCACCUGGCACUGCCCACCACCCUGUAGCAGUGUGCCAGCAGGAGAGUCUGUCCUUUGCAGAGCUGCCCGCCCUGAAGCCCCCAAGCCCAGUGUGUCUGGACCUUUUCCCUGUUGCCCCAGAGGAGCUUCGGGCUCCUGGCAGCCGCUGGUCCCUGGGGACCCCUGCCCCUCUCCAAGGGUUGCUAUGGCCAUCAUCCCCAGGAGGCUCAGAUACAGAGAUCACCAGCGGGGGGAUGCGGCCCAGCAGGGCUGGCAGCUGGCCACACUGUCCUGGUGCCCAGCCCCCAGUUCUGGAGGGACCCUGGAGUCCCCGACACACACAGCCACAGCGCCGGGCCAGCCACGGCUCAGAGAAGAAGUCUGCCUGGCGCAAGAUGCGGGUGUACCAGCGUGAAGAGGUCCCCGGCUGCCCCGAGGCCCACGCUGUCUUCCUAGAGCCUGGCCAGGUAGUGCAAGAGCAGGCCCUGAGCACAGAGGAGCCCAGGGUGGAGUUGUCUGGGUCCACCCGAGUGAGCCUCGAAGGUCCUGAGCGGAGGCGCUUCUCGGCAUCGGAGCUGAUGACCCGGCUGCACUCUUCUCUGCGCCUGGGGCGGAAUUCAGCAGCCCGGGCACUCAUCUCUGGGUCAGGCACCGGAGCAGCCCGGGAAGGGAAAGCAUCUGGAAUGGAGGCUCGAAGUGUAGAGAUGAGCGGGGACCGGGUGUCGCGGCCAGCCCCUGGUGACUCACGAGAGGGCCAUGGCGAUUGGUCCGAGCCCAGGCUAGACACACAGGAAGAGCCGCCUUUGGGGUCCAGGAGCACCAACGAGCGGCGCCAGUCUCGAUUCCUCCUUAACUCCGUCCUCUAUCAGGAAUACAGCGACGUGGCCAGCGCCCGCGAACUGCGGCGGCAGCAGCGCGAGGAGGAGGGCCCGGGGGACGAGGCCGAAGGCGCAGAGGAGGGGCCGGGGCCGCCGCGCGCCAACCUCUCCCCCAGCAGCUCCUUCCGGGCGCAGCGCUCGGCGCGAGGCUCCACCUUCUCGCUGUGGCAGGAUAUCCCCGACGUACGCGGCAGCGGCGUCCUGGCCACGCUGAGCCUGCGGGACUGCAAGCUGCAGGAGGCCAAGUUUGAGCUGAUCACCUCCGAGGCCUCCUACAUCCACAGCCUGUCGGUGGCUGUGGGCCACUUCUUAGGCUCUGCCGAGCUGAGCGAGUGUCUGGGGGCGCAGGACAAGCAGUGGCUGUUUUCCAAACUGCCCGAGGUCAAGAGCACCAGCGAGAGGUUCCUGCAGGACCUGGAGCAGCGGCUGGAGGCAGAUGUGCUGCGCUUCAGCGUAUGCGACGUGGUGCUGGACCACUGCCCGGCCUUCCGCAGAGUCUACCUGCCCUAUGUCACCAACCAGGCCUACCAGGAGCGCACCUACCAGCGCUUGCUCCUGGAGAACCCCAGGUUCCCUGGCAUCCUGGCUCGCCUGGAGGAGUCUCCUGUGUGCCAGCGUCUGCCCCUUACCUCCUUCCUUAUCCUGCCCUUCCAGAGGAUCACCCGCCUCAAGAUGUUGGUGGAGAACAUCCUGAAGCGGACAGCACAGGGCUCUGAAGACGAAGACAUGGCCACCAAGGCCUUCAAUGCGCUCAAGGAGCUGGUGCAGGAGUGCAAUGCUAGUGUACAGUCCAUGAAGAGGACAGAGGAACUCAUCCACCUGAGCAAGAAGAUCCACUUUGAGGGCAAGAUUUUCCCGCUGAUCUCUCAGGCCCGCUGGCUGGUUCGGCAUGGAGAGUUGGUAGAGCUGGCACCACUGCCUGCAGCACCCCCUGCCAAGCUGAAGCUGUCCAGCAAGGCAGUCUACCUCCACCUCUUCAAUGACUGCUUGCUGCUCUCUCGGCGGAAGGAGCUAGGGAAGUUUGCCGUUUUCGUCCAUGCCAAGAUGGCUGAGCUGCAGGUGCGGGACCUGAGCCUGAAGCUGCAGGGCAUCCCCGGCCACGUGUUCCUCCUCCAGCUCCUCCACGGGCAGCACAUGAAGCACCAGUUCCUGCUUCGGGCCCGGACGGAAAGUGAGAAGCAGCGAUGGAUCUCAGCCUUGUGCCCCUCCAGCCCCCAGGAGGACAAGGAGGUCAUCAGUGAGGGGGAAGGCAGCAUCCUGGAGAUCACAAAGCCUUCGUAGCCUCCCAUUUCACCCCUGUUUUACAAGUUAGAAGAGAGGUUCAGAGAUAAAUGGACUUGUGUAAGUUCACCCAGCCAGUAAGUAGCAGAGCCGAGACCAGAGCCCGGGUCUGUCUCCAUCUUUGCAUCAGUUGCAAACAAGACAAGAAGCAGCCGGAGCCAGGGUAUGAGGGGUGGUGGGGGUAGUGGUGACAGGUGAGACAUCUGCUCAGUUGGAAUAAAGGUUUUUCCUUUGGGUGUGAAGUGAGGCUGGUAAGCCAGGGUGCGACCUAAUCAUAGAGAGCCUUCCUAUAGUGUCCCUAGGGAGCUAUUGAAGGUUUGUUUGGGUAUUUUUUGAGACAGGGUCUUGCUCUAUUGCCCAGGCUGGAGUGCAGUGGCAUGAUCAUGGAUCACUGUAGUCUCAACCUCCUGGGCUCAAGUGAUCCUCCUGCCUUAGCCUUUUGAGUAGUUGGGACCACAGAUAUGCACUACCACACCUGGAUACCACACCUUUAUUUUUAUUUUUUGUAGCGAUAUGGUCUUGAUAUGUUGCCCAGGCUGGCCUCAAACUCCCAGACUCAAGCAAUCCUUUCCCUUCAGCCUCCCAGAGUGCUGGGAUUAUAGGCAUGAGCCAUCAUGCCUGGCUUAUUGGAGGCCUUUAUUUGUUUAUUUUUUUGGAGAGACAGUUUUACUCUGUACCCCAGGCCGGAGUGCAGUGGCACAAUCUCUGCUCAUUGCAACCUCCACCUCCCGGGUUCAAGUGAUUCUUAUGCCUUAGCCUCGCGAGUAGCUGGGAUUACAGGCACUUGCCACCACACCUGGCUUUUUUUUUUUUUUUUGAGACAGAGUCUCACCCUGCCAUCCAGGCUGGAGUGCAAUGGCACAAUCUUGGCUCACUGCAACCUCCACCUCCCAGGUUCAAACAAUUCUCCUGCCUCAGCCUCCCAAGUAGCUGGGAUUAUAGGUGCCUGCCACCAUGCCCAGCUAAUUUUUGUAUUUUUGGUAGAGGCAGGGUUUUGCCAUGUUGACCGUGGCUGGUCUCGAACUCCUGGCCUCAAGUGAUUCACCUGCCUCAGCCUCCCAAAGUGCUGGGAUUACAGGUGUGAGCCACUGCGCCCAGCCUUAAUGGAGGCUUUUGAGCAGAGGAGUUAGGGCUGAGCUUUAGGUAGUAAAGGGAAAGAAAGGGCACUCAUGCCCACUGAGCGCCUGCCAUAGGCCAGGCCCAGGGCUAGGGGCCUUGUAUUUGCAUUAAAUCUAAUUUAAUCCUCAUGGCAACCCUACUAGGUAGACAUUUUUCAUAUCUGAGAAAACUCAGGCUUAGAAGGUGAAGUAAAUUGGUCACACAGCCAGUAAGUGGCAGAACUGGGAUUCAAGCGAGGUCUGGCCCCUCAGUCUGUGGCUUUGGAUGCUACCAGCCCACCUGGUCUAAUGAAAAGAGCUGAGGACCAGGAAGGGGGUAGAUGCUCUGGCUUGAGCUAGGAGUCCCACCUGGGUGGGGGUAAGCUCUCUAUUCCCAGAUGGUCAGGGGAGGUCCCUGGCAAUUAACAUUUGACCCCUGAAGGAUGAGGAGAGGUUGUCACGAAAAGAUCUGGGGAAGAGCAUCUGGCAGAAGGAAGAGCCAGCACAAAGGCCCUGGGGCAGGAGGGAGCUUAGAGUGAGGAACAGCAGGGAGGCUGGUGUGGCUGGAGCUUUGUGAGCGAGUAGGGAGGGAAAGUGGAGGGGAAAGUAGGGAGGGAACGUGGAGGGGAGAGUAGGGAGGGAAAGUGGAGGGGAGAAGACGAGGAUAGCAGGGGGCGAUGCCAGACCAUGAAGGGCCUUGUAGGGCCUAGGGAGGACUUUGGAUUUUAUUCUAAGAGGACUGGGAAGCCCUGGAGGGCUUUAAACAGGGGAGCGAUGCAGCUUGAAUCCCAGUUGGGAAGGAUGGGCCAAAGGGAGCAUCAGAGCGAUGUUAGGGGCACAUUGCAGGGCCGUUACUGUUUUCUGUGGGGUAUCUGGGGGCAGUUGGACGUUGGGGUCUGAAGGUCAAAAGCAAGGUGUUGGCUUGAGCUGGGGAGGGGACAGCCAUUGGUAUAGAGGCAGAAACUGAAGCUGGGAUGGACUGGAUUAAUCCUGCACUUGUGUUUAGGGUAGGAGAGGAGAUAGGCCAGGGUGGGCAGAGGGUAUGCCUGCUUGAACGUGGGCCUGUGGCAUGGGAGUGGCAGAGGAAUAGAAGCCUCAAUGGCCACCUUCCCACCCCCUUACUUCCUCCUACUGCCCCUCCCUGCCCUACCCAUGCUCCUGCCCCUGCCAUCCUGCCCUUGGGACUCCCUGAGCCUCCCUUGGGCUGUCAGAUUGCCCCCAGGUUCAGUGUGUUAGGACAUACAAGGCACUGCACCCAGAUGAGCUGACCUUGGAGAAGACUGACAUCCUGGCAGUGAGGACCUGGACCAG
Gorilla gorilla gorilla (western lowland gorilla) is the source of this 7458-nucleotide messenger RNA. It is a transcript of the gene ARHGEF19, whose product is annotated as Rho guanine nucleotide exchange factor 19. The transcript has 15 exons. Lineage: Eukaryota; Metazoa; Chordata; Mammalia; Primates; Hominidae. Gene Ontology annotation, molecular function: protein binding; guanyl-nucleotide exchange factor activity. The record is from RefSeq and is a predicted model, not a curated record. The coding region runs from base 2726 to 5050 and encodes 774 amino acids. Gene Ontology annotation, biological process: activation of GTPase activity; regulation of actin cytoskeleton organization.